Molecule: messenger RNA, 403 nt
Organism: Paraglomus brasilianum
Lineage: Eukaryota; Fungi; Glomeromycota; Glomeromycetes; Paraglomerales; Paraglomeraceae
Source: the annotation of a GenBank genome assembly
AUGUUUGGCAAAUAUUUAAGAAAACUAGUCUUCCUCGAUGCCUUCCCGAAAGUAGAUGUAGGAUACAAACACAGCAGCACUCAAGGAGGAUGCAUGACUGUCUUUGUUUCCAUCUGUCUAUGGCUGUUGAUAUUGAGCGAGUUCAGAGAGUAUUGGACUCUCCAUCAAAAGUAUAAAUUUGUAGUUGAUUCAAGUGUCGGACAUCACCUGGACAUUAACGUUGAUAUCACGGUCGCAAUGCCUUGUUCUUCCAUAUCCAUUGACGAACUGGAACUGACAGGAGAACGUACAAAUCUUGAUGAAGUUAUUCAAACAGCAAAGUUUGAAGUAAGGUCUGCUCGCAAACUCAGGUAUCGUGGAGAAGGGGUCAUUUUGAGAUUGAUAAGCAUAUUCGUCCAAUUAG